AUGGCUAGCAUCUUCAAACUCUUCCUCGCUAUGUCCUUUUUAGCUCUUACGUUCAAAGUUAUGGUUGAAUCAAGGCCAAACCCUAAAACAAGUUUAACAUCAGAACUAAUGGUUAAUGGUGAGAUAUCGGACUGUUGGGGAUCUUUAUAUGACCUCCAAGCAUGUACUGGUGAAGUUAUCACAUUUUUUCUCAAUGGUGAAACGUAUUUAGGUUCCAAUUGUUGUCAAGCCAUCAAAAUCAUUCAACAUGAGUGUUGGCCUACUUUGCUUGGUUCUUUAGGAUACACAACUGAAGAAGGUGAUGUACUUGAAGCCUAUUGUGAUACCACGAUUGAUACUGAUAUUUCAACAAUGUCAUCUCUUCAGUUGGCAAUGGCACCUUCUAUCAAGCAAAAGAAUGAGCCUAAAAUCUUCGCUCCAUGA
Messenger RNA from Benincasa hispida (wax gourd), 423 nucleotides. The record is from RefSeq and is a predicted model, not a curated record. NCBI's taxonomy places the organism in Eukaryota, Viridiplantae, Streptophyta, Magnoliopsida, Cucurbitales, Cucurbitaceae.